Molecule: messenger RNA, 453 nt
Organism: Penicillium angulare
Lineage: Eukaryota; Fungi; Ascomycota; Eurotiomycetes; Eurotiales; Aspergillaceae
Exons: 2
Coding region: 1-453 (150 amino acids)
Source: RefSeq, a predicted model, not a curated record
AUGUACGAUGAGGAGCAGUGGCUGUGUUUACAUAGCCUGGUACCACCCGGCCUGGUCAAUCUCUCAGAACUUUUAAACGCCCUACAACGGGCCAUCAACAAAGAACUGGAGAAAAAGAGUCGACUCGCUCCGUACUUUGAGGCUCACUUUGAAUUCCAGUCGCCGUACCAAUCGCCAUCUCCUUCACCUGAACCUAACUCACCUCGCACGAGAUUCACUAAUCCAGACCGAGUAGCUUCACCAAACUGGAGAAAAAAGAAGAAAAACAGUUCUCUACUUGGAGAAAAUCAGGCCGUCGGUCUGACUCGACGUCGGCAGCCGCACUACUCAAAACAAGACUCCCUGAUCUCGGACGAGAAUCCAGGCAAACCAUCUGGAUCAAUUUCAUCCCAAAGAAACUUCCUCGCAGACAAACAUAAUGUUGACUUGGCUGGUUACAAAAAAGGCGGAUAA